AUGCUACGUAUUGUUAGUACCGCUGUACGAAGUACGUAUAUAGAAAUUCCUUUCUUAUAAGUUCACUAAUACUACAUUCAUUUACAUCAAAUGAUAGUUCAGUGGCUUCAUUUUGAGUUAUAAUUCAUUCAAAUUCAAUAAUCUGUUACGUGAGAAUCAUUGCGAGCUCGUGUAUUUUAGGUUAUGUCCGUUCAGAUCGAUCAACCAUUCUGAUUCUCUGACCGAAGGAACGUCGUGAAAUUGUGAAUGCGCGCGCUUAUUAAACUUGUAUACCAACUUAAUAAGACGAUUAAUAUUUUCUUUUACAAUUUAAGUUAAUUUUACCAUGAAAUCUCAUCCGAUUAUUAUUUAUGUAAUUAAUUUAUUUUAUAUUUCAGGCAUUGCUUCGCGUGCCAAUGUUGUUAAUUUAACAAGUUCUUUAAUCUCUAAACAAUAUCCUAUUACCCAAUGUAUUCAGCAGAGAUUUUUUGGAGCAUUUUCUUGUACAAUUAAUAAAUGGGGUAACGUUGGUAAUAUUAAAGAGAAGCCAAUAUUUGGACAAACAGAAGGUAUCAGUAUUGUACCUUUGUCAUUAACACCUGUAAUGAGUUCUGUGAGAACUGUUAUAAAAUAUUCUAGACAAAAAGGCAAAAGAAAGACUGUGAAAACUGUGCUUAAAAGAUUCUACAGAUUAAAUUGGUAA
Heterotrigona itama is the source of this 682-nucleotide messenger RNA. The record is from the annotation of a GenBank genome assembly. NCBI's taxonomy places the organism in Eukaryota, Metazoa, Arthropoda, Insecta, Hymenoptera, Apidae.